AUGAAAUUUUUUGUAUUUCACUUUUUAUUUAUUUUGUUGUCAUACAAAAGUUCUACUUAUGUGCUGAAUAAAAAUAUUAAAACUUUGAGCCUAUCUCCAAAUAUUUAUAAGAAAAAUUCUUUUUAUAGAAAAAAAAAUAUAAGACCAUUAAAAAUUUAUGUUUAUCCGAGUUUUAUAAAAAAUAUAAUUAAACCCUUAGAAAAUGUAUAUUUUAGAAAUUAUUUUAUAUAUCGAUCUUUAGCUCGAAUAUGUGUAUCAUUAAGUAGUGCAUUUUCUUUAAGUGCAAAAUUAUAUUUAUAUAAAAAAAAUAUGAACAGUAUAUUUCUUACACAGUUAUUAAUGAAUAAUGAGAUACUUAUAAAAAUAUUAAAAAUUUGUUGGUUAUACAAACUAAGUCAUUUUAUAGAUAAAAAUGUAAAAUUAUGUAGAUAUCUCUCCACCCUUUUUUAUAUUAUUAGUAUAUAUCUUGAUAUUUUUUCAACAUACAAUGUAGCAAAUAAUAUAUAUAUUUAUUAUUUAUUUUAUUCCUUAUCUUCCAUAUUAAAAAGUCUAAGUAUACUAACAUACACUUCUAUCAGAUCUAAUAUUAAUUUUCAAAUAUGUCAAAUGUUAGCAUUACAAAAAAAUAAUGAACAUGUUUAUAAAAUGACUAAUACUACUAAUAAAAAUAAUAAUCAUAGUGAUAAUAAAAAUAAUAGUGAUGCUGAUAUUAGUACUCGUUUUGUAGACGAUAAUAAUAUUCAUUGUAAUAAGGAUGAAACCAUAAAUAAAAAUAAUAUAUUAAAUGAAUCUCAUCAAAAUAUGAAUAAUAAUAAAGAAAAUACUUAUUUAAAACAUAAUCUAGUUCAUAACACGAAAGAUCUAGACAACAAUAUAGGUGUUCAUACUGAAGAUAAAAAUAUAAAUCAACAAUCUAAAAUUUUUGAUAAUCAUAUUGAAAAUAAUAAAUUAUCUAUUAAUACAAAAAACUUUUGUAUUGGAGAAAUAAGUGUUAUAAUCGAUUUAUUAUCAACCUUAGUAGACUUAUCAACUAUACUUUUCUUGUUCCAAGCAACAAAAUAUAUAAAACAAAAUUUGUGUUUUUAUAUCUUCAUAUCAUCAUUGCAUUUAUUCUUUUCAUAUAAAGAGAUACAAUAUUUGUUAAUCUAA
This is a messenger RNA of Plasmodium gaboni, 1149 nucleotides long. RefSeq names its product putative membrane protein. The transcript is spliced from 2 exons. NCBI's taxonomy places the organism in Eukaryota, Apicomplexa, Aconoidasida, Haemosporida, Plasmodiidae. The record is from RefSeq and is a predicted model, not a curated record. The coding region runs from base 1 to 1149 and encodes 382 amino acids.